GAGCGUAACUGCAGUUCACCACUUACCAGUAGGGGCCGCCAAAACUCCAUUUUAGAACAUUAAAGAGUCUAAUUUUAUGAAAUUCAUUUAAAACACAGGGAUUUUCUUACUCUGUUACACAGUUUUAAAAAAUGUGAUAGCCAAGUCUGUGACUAGUCUUUAGAUUUGAGAGGGUGUCAGACUUUACUCUUUCUGUUAAAAGUCUUUUUUAGAGUCUUUUAUGUAGUGUUUAUGAACAGCAUUACGUGAAUGGAUGCUAGGGCAGUAGGCGGAACCAAAUGGCUUAGCGGAGGAAAGCCGUGUUCUCAUUGGUCGACAGUUCUUUGGUCGACAGCACCAAUGUCUAAUUGGUCGACAGUCACAUCAUUUAUUUAUCAUGGGCGGGGCUAAACCUGCCGGUUAAAUAAAUGCUCGGACUCGCUCUUGUCCCGUAGUUCAGUCCGGGUUAGUGUUCAGAGUCCUGAAAGCGAUAAAAGAUGAUUAUCGACCGAAUCUCCGAGGGCUAUUCAGCUGUUCUCGACAGAGACACAGAUGUAAUGACCAGUCCGGUUCAUCUCUGGUCCUUUUACGGCUGCUCUUCUCCCGCCACGGAGCCGAGCAGCUGCAGCGGGCAGCAGUCGCCCUGGUCCCCGGGAGAGUCGGAGCGGAGCUGGGGCAGCGCGGCGAGUCCUCCGCUGACCGAGCUCGGACUGCAGGGCAGCGUUACCGUGGACUCUCCCCUGGACGUUUUACAGCAUUCAAGUCGGUACCAGGGAGUAAGAGUGAAAAAUACAGUCAGGGAUCUCAUUAUGCAGAAACGGAGCUGUGACAUUCAGACACAGAAAUCUAACAACGAAACAGAAUUUCCAGCCAUAACACAAUUGCUGCAGUCUGCAAAACGUAAAUAUGAGAGUGACUUUCCUCAAACUGUCCCUAAAAGGCCUGCUACUUCACAAAACAAUGUGCUGUCUUCAUGUUGUCUCAGCGAGAUCAUCCCAAAAGAACAAACCAUCUGUACAGGUUUUGGUGACCUCUUCAGCAGUGGAGGCCUGUCUAUCGACUCUGUGAAGGUACAGAGCAGUCCACUUCCAGAGCCACAGGAGCCCCUGCCCACCUACUACACCACAACCCCCAGCCCCCAGUACUCCAGCUGCCAGCUCUCCCAGGUUCAAGAAAGCCCAUACAUGUCCCCUUUCCAAAGCCCGAGCCCACAGCAAGGCUUCACGCCCUGUGUGUCCACAGCCGCUCCAGUGUCUUUCUUCCAGUGGCAGAUCCAGCAGGAGGAGGAGAAACUAGCCAACUUGACCCCUCAGGACCUCAUGUCCAAGGAUGCUGAUGGAGACACGUUCCUUCACAUCGCAGUAGCCCAGGGGAGAAGAGCUCUGGCUUAUGUGCUCGCAAAGAAAAUGGCCGACCUUGGCAUGCUUGACCUGAAGGAACAUAACAAUCAGAGUGCAUUCCAAGUGAGUGUGGCAGCCAACCAGCACCUGAUUGCACAAGACCUUCUCUCUCUGGGAGCCCAGGUGAACACUGCAGACUGCUGGGGCCGUUCCCCUCUGCAUGUGUGUGCUGAGAAGGGCCACACCCUGACCUUACAGGCCAUUCAAAGAGCGAUGGACAACAAUGGCCAGAGAGUGAAUGUUGAAGCAGUGAAUUAUGAUGGUCUCACCGCCCUCCACAUUGCUGUCUUGUCCCACAAUGCUGUGGUUCAGGAGCUGAGCCGUAUAGGAGCUCCUCAGUCCCCACAAACCACAGCUCUGAUGCAAAGAAGAAAGCUGCUCGGGGAAUGUAUCAACACUCUCCUGCAGAUGGGUGCCUCGUAUGGCACAACGGACCGUAAAAGUGGACGCACUGCCCUGCAUAUGGCUGCCGAGGAGGCCAACGUCGAGCUCCUGCGUCUUUUCCUGGAUCAGCCAAACUCUUUCACUGUGGUCAAUGCCAAGGCUUAUAACGGGAACACAGCACUCCACGUGGCUGCAGCACAGCAGGGGCGGCAGGCACAGGUGCAUGCGGUGCAGCUGCUGAUGAGAAGAGGAGCUGACCCCAGUUCUAAGAACCUGGAGAAUGAGCAACCCAUUCAGCUGGUACCCGAAGGAACCGUUGGGGAUCAGGUGCGUCGGAUCCUGAAAGGCCGCUCUGCCCAGUCCCGGUCUUUUGUGCCGUAACAGGAGCCGACCCGCCGAUCCCUUCCGUCAGAAACACUGUCAGUUAGGCAGUCCAAUCUGUGUACAGUUUCAUUUGCCGAUAUGAGGCAGAUGUCAGUUGUUUCUAUGAAACAAUUACAGUUGUUCACUACUGCGUAGUUGAAGGAAUAUGGAGGUUGAGUCCAGAGCUAAAACGAAUAGAUCAGCCAUCAUCAAACGAUUAGAAGAGUCAGGAUUUUCUGAUUCGUUUGUUGAGGGUUACAUUAAAAUUUGUUUAGCAAUGGGCUCCGGAUAGUAAAGGUUUGUUUUGUAUUAUAUAUAUAUAUUUUUUUUAAUGUUGAUGUUGAUUUGUAAUUGUAAAUGUACAGUGUUGCUGUUGUCAUGCAAAAAAAAAAUCUUGUAUCUCAAAACAAACAAACAAAAAUAGCUUUAAAUAUAUAAAGGAUUUACUUCCAAGUCAUUUGGAUGCAUUUCUAUUGGUCAAUUCAAGAUGACAUUUGAAACUGAUAUAAAUGUUCACUUUAUUUCUAAAAGUGAAAAACAGGAAAAGCUGAGUUACAAAGCUUUUGCAUGACUGCAAUGAUAAUUUUCUUUUUUUUUACUCUUUUUGCCAUGUUUGAAGCAACAGUCCAUAAGUUUUUUGGAGGAUUUGGGUGAGCAGAUGAAGACUCUAAAAUCUAAAAUCUCAAUUUCAGAGGCUGCGCAUGAGAUUUAAGUACGUUAUGUGUAAAUAAAGUCAUGUGACGUGGACAGAAAAACCUACCAGACCACUCUGCUUUUAGAAUAAAUAUUUUAAAAUGUUGCAGUUUAACAUACUGCAACAUUGACACCAUCUAUUACUGUAUUUUUUGCACUACUGCUCUGAAGGUCUGCUGCUUUAAAGAUGAGCACAGUAAAAACCAGACUAAUCACAUUGUAAAAAAAAAAAAAAGUUAUUUGUUGGCUGUGUGAUCUCAUACAACCUCUGCCCAGACUUUUUUGGUGCUUGUCAUCAUGGUUGUGCAGCCUUCCAUAUCUUCUUUAUCUGCUUUGAGAUUAAGCUCGAUCGUUAAAGCAGUUCUGCACGUCAUCCGUGCCAAGAAACUUUACGAAACACUGUCGAUGACUUGAGAGUCAAUGACUCAUAAGAUGUUCUGGCAUGUCAUCACCGAAAGUGUCUUCGAAAGCUCAGAAUGUGAGCACACGGGGGAAUUUUAGGUACGGUGUUUUAGUCAAGCGUUCGCUACUCCUUUUUAUGAAACUUCUAUAUAUAUUUUUACUGAUAUUUUUAAAUAUUCAGAUGUAAGUUGAUGUGUAUAAUUUGCUGAUUUGCUUGUAUCCCAGACAUUUGCAUCAUAAAUACAAUUCAAGUCUACAGUGGUGUGGGUUAGGUAGAAGGGUUACUAUUCACAACUUUUAUUGUUGUUUUUGUUGUUACAAUGACUAAUGCUCUAAAGACAAUACUGUAAAUCUUUAACAAUGAUAAUCUUGGCAAUGGGAUUUUUUUUGUUAGUUGUGUUUUUGUUUUGUUUUUAAUGUAAUGAAAUGUUCUAAUUUGAUAUUCCUGAUGCUGGAAACAUAUUUGAAGGAUUUUACUUUCUUUUAUUCACUGUAUUGAUGUAUUGUGUAUGUACCUUUUCUACAUUUGUUAAUCACUGAAAUAACCUAAGCUUUCUUAAUUACACUGUUGGUGGAGUUUUAAGUAUGUCUCAUAGACAGAUAUUAAAAAGACAGUUUCGGUUUCUUGUUUUUUCUUUCCAUGUUUGUUAUAAUAUAAUUGUACACUGACACCUUAAUAAAGGCUUGAUAAUGUCA
Messenger RNA from Astyanax mexicanus (Mexican tetra), 3917 nucleotides. It is a transcript of the gene nfkbiz, whose product is annotated as nuclear factor of kappa light polypeptide gene enhancer in B-cells inhibitor, zeta. Bases 477 to 2144 code for a protein of 555 amino acids. NCBI's taxonomy places the organism in Eukaryota, Metazoa, Chordata, Actinopteri, Characiformes, Acestrorhamphidae. The record is from RefSeq and is a predicted model, not a curated record. Gene Ontology annotation, biological process: regulation of gene expression. Gene Ontology annotation, molecular function: DNA binding; POU domain binding. The transcript is spliced from 12 exons. Gene Ontology annotation, cellular component: nucleus.